This is a messenger RNA of Cryptococcus amylolentus CBS 6039, 1517 nucleotides long. RefSeq lists its product as hypothetical. The coding region runs from base 29 to 1189 and encodes 386 amino acids. Lineage: Eukaryota; Fungi; Basidiomycota; Tremellomycetes; Tremellales; Cryptococcaceae. Gene Ontology annotation, molecular function: translation initiation factor activity. The transcript has 3 exons. The record is from RefSeq and is a predicted model, not a curated record. Gene Ontology annotation, cellular component: eukaryotic translation initiation factor 3 complex; cytoplasm.
CAAAUCCACCCCCAAAAUCGCCGCCAGCAUGACUUCCAUGGCCGCUGCCCUCGCAGCCUCCCUCCCCAGCGCCGUCUCCCGCCAGUCCACCCCUCUCCCCCAGAAGGAAGCCGCCUCCAAGGUCCCCCAGAAGCUCGAGGGCGCCGUCGAUGCCGAAGCCCUCAGGGAGGUCGAGAGCGUCCAGCUCAACUCUCUUGUAUUCUUGAAGAUCAUGAAGCACUCUACCGACAUCCUCCCCGCUCCCCCCGCCUCCGUCCUGCAACAGGACCGUAACCCCCCUCCCCCUACCGAGCUUUCAAGUCACGUCGAUGCUUUGGGUGUGCUUGUGGGUCUGGACCUUGAUGGUGUUAUGGAGGUGGAAGACUCUUUUGCUCUCCCCGGUGGCGAGACUAGCUUGGGUCCCAACUCUUACUCCUCGAAACUCUUGUCCCGCCUCUCCACCGUCUCCACCCCCGACUCUCCUGUCGGUAUCUACCUCUCCACCCACAACGGUGGUUUCGCUACCCGAGUCUCCAUCGACCUUCUCUCCGCCGUCGAAAAGUCGGCCGGACGCGGCAAGGCCAUCCUCCUCAUCCACGACGCUUCCCGCUCCAACGGGAACGACCUCUCCCUGAAGGCCUACACACUGUCAGAAGGAGCUAGAGAAGCCGCCAAGAAGGGCAAGUGGGACGGACAAACGCUGCAAGAGUAUGGUAUCACCAGCUCGACCUUGUUGGUCCCCUUGCCCGUCAAGGUCGCUUCUUCAGCCCUCCUUGACGCCUUCAUCUCCACCCUCUCUACCCCCGCUCCUUCCGCCUCCGCCCCCUCCCUUUCUUCCCCGUCCGCCCCUCUCCCACCAUCCUUCUCCCCCCUCCUGAACCCCCUCUCCACCUCCCUCACAUCCUACCUCCAAAACACCCUCGACGCCCUCACCCUUCACUCCCACGAGACCAACAACAUUGCCUUCCUCUCCCGACAAAUUGCGCGUGAGAAGAGCAAGCAUGAGCAGGCGGUCAAGGAUCGGGAGGAGGAGAAUGCGAGGAGGAGAAAGGCUGGGUUGAGCGAGUUCCCCGAGAUUGGGGAAGAAGUCAGGGGCGGUACGAAGGAGCCCAGUCGGUUGGAGACGGUUUGUCUUGGGGGGACGGUGGAGGGUGUUGCCAAGGGGAUGGCGGCGGAGGCUGGAAAGGGUUUGGUGCGAGCGUAUUUGUAAAUGGAGUCUUUUCGCUUUUUUUCUUUUGUGUGCGGGUUCAUUUGUUCUAGAUGAGACCUUGUAGAGUAGUUUAUACAGCAUUUACAUUCCCAUCUUGCACAUCAUGCAUGUGCUGCUUAUAUGAUUUGACGUCGGGGAUGGAGUCGUUAUCGGACAUUUGCGAGGAUUGGGAAGUCGAGAUCCAGUGUUGUUGAGGGGCAGACGUCUGGAAAUGACCUUUGCAGUACUCGAGUACAAUGGUGGACAGUGCCAGCGAUGGACCCUCCUCCCGGCCUUACCUUACACCUGGCUCGAUCUCCGCCACCGACUAUGGCUGUACAUUCCAGAU